Molecule: messenger RNA, 3008 nt
Organism: Tilletiopsis washingtonensis
Lineage: Eukaryota; Fungi; Basidiomycota; Exobasidiomycetes; Entylomatales
Product: heavy metal translocatin
Exons: 1
Coding region: 52-2904 (950 amino acids)
Biological process (GO): monoatomic cation transport; copper ion homeostasis
Cellular component (GO): membrane
Molecular function (GO): ATP binding; ATP hydrolysis activity; copper ion binding
Source: RefSeq, a predicted model, not a curated record
AGUGCCACACCUGACCUGUCGCUGAUCACAACUGCGCAGACGAUCGAGCGCAUGCUGCGCACACAGGCCGGCAUCUACUCCGUCACCGUGGCGCUGCUGGCCGAGCGCGCCGUCGUCACGUACGACGCUGAGAAGUGGACGCCGGCCUCGCUGGCCGAGGAGAUCGACGACAUGGGCUUCGAGGCGACACCGCUCGAGGAGGCGGCCGAGGACAGCGUGACGCUGCGCAUCUACGGCAUGACGUGUGCCAGCUGCACAGGCACCGUCGAGCGGGCCCUGGCGGCGCGGGCAGGCGUGCUGGACGCCAGUGUCAAUCUCGCCCUCGAGACGGCCAGCGUGCACUUCGAUCCCGCAAAGGUGGGCGUGCGCGACAUCGUCGAGUGUGUCGAGGAGUGCGGCUUCGAUGCGACGCUCGCUGCGGCAGAUGGCGACUCGACGCAGCUGCAAUCCCUCUCGCGCGUCAAGGAGGUGGCCGAAUGGCGCGCUGCCUUUCUCUUCUCCCUCAGCUUCGCCGUGCCCGUCUUUCUCGUAUCGAUGGUGCUGCCAAAGUGGGGCGCUGCACGCAGCGUGCUGCGCUGGCAGCCGCUGCCCAACCUCUUCCUCGAAGAUCUCAUCUGCCUCGCCCUCACGAUUCCCGUGCAGUUCGGCAUCGGCAAGCGCUUCUACGUCAGCUCCUACCGCGCACUGCGCCACGGCGGCGCGACGAUGGAUGUGCUCAUCGUGCUCGGCACCACGGCCUCGUUUGUCUACUCCAGCCUGUCGAUGCUAUUUGGCCUGCUGUGCGGCAGCGGCCAAGACUGCGCCAAGCCGGCGACGUUCUUCGACACGAGCACCAUGCUCAUUACAUUCGUGACGUUCGGCCGCUACCUCGAGAAUGCGGCCAAGGGCAAGACGAGCGAGGCGCUCUCGAAGCUCAUCGGUCUCACGCCCAGCACGGCGGUGAUCUACCGCGACGGCGCGGCGCUGAGCGUCGAGCACAAGGUGCCGUCGGAGCUGAUCCAGCGCGGCGACUACGUCAAGGUCGUGCCCGGCGAGAAGAUCGCGGCUGAUGGCGUCGUGGUGCGCGGCAGCAGCAACGUCGACGAGAGCAUGGUCACUGGCGAGGCGCUGCCCGUCGCCAAGCAAGAAGGCAGCGUCGUCAUCGGCGGCACAGUCAACGGCAUGGGCUCGUUUGACUUUCUCGUCUCGCGCGCCGGCAAGGACACGUCGCUGGCGCAGAUUGUGCGUCUCGUCUCGGAGGCGCAGACAAGUAAGGCACCGAUACAGGCCUUCGCCGAUCGCGUGGCCGGCAUCUUCGUGCCAUGCGUCGUCGGCCUCGGCAGCUUCACGUUCAUCGCGUGGAUGAUCAUCUCGCACCUGCUCGCACCGCCUUCGCUGCCCGAUGUCUUCCGGCAAGAAGGCGCCACGCGCCUCAUGGUCUGCCUCAAGCUCUGCAUCUCCGUCAUCGUCGUCGCGUGCCCCUGUGCGCUCGGCCUCAGCACACCAACGGCCGUCAUGGUAGGCACAGGCGUCGGCGCACAGCACGGCAUCCUCAUCAAGGGCGGUGGACCGCUCGAGGCGAGCCACUCGGUCGAGCGCGUCCUCUUCGACAAGACUGGCACGCUCACUGAGGGCAAGCUCACAGUCUCGGCACUCUGCUGGGCCGAUGGCGAGCCGGAGGAGGCGGUCAGCGCUGAUGCUGCGCCGCUGCGCAACAUGAGCGCACCCGCAGCGGGCGGCCUCUCACGACGCAGCGUGCUCGAAGCUGUCGGCGCCGUCGAGCUGCGCAGCGAGCAUCCACUUGGCCGCGCGGUGGCAGACUUCUGCAGUGCUCAGGCGUCCAAGAGCCACGAGGAGCAAGGCGCACACGGCGUUCCGGCUACGCCCUCCACAAGCGACUUCCUCAACGUCGCGGGCUCCGGCGUCUCGUGCCGAGCGACGCUGCCCAGCGGCAGCACGCAUCUGGUCAAGAUCGGCAACCUGGCCUACGUGCAAGGCAAGGGUGCCGGUGCGCGGCCACCUGCCCGUCUGGCGGCCUUCAACGACGCACAAGAGGCGCAGGGCCGCACCGUCGUCUUUGCGACGCUCGACGGCUCGCUGGUUCUGGCCUUUGCGCUGGCUGAUCGGCUGAAGCCCUCUGCGCGGCCGUGCGUGGAUGCGCUGCGUGCCAUGGGCAUCAGCGUUGGCAUCAUGACGGGCGACAGCGAGGCGACUGCGCUUGCGAUUGCACGCGAGCUGGGCAUCGAGGCGCACGACGUGCACGCCGGCAUGAGUCCGAACGGCAAGCGCGGCGUCGUGGUGCGUCUGCGGCAAGAGGCCGAGGCGGCGGCACUCAAGGCCGGCCGACGCGAUCGCGGCGGCAUCGCCAUGGUCGGCGACGGCAUCAACGACUCGCCGGCGCUGGCGGCGGCGACGCUGGGCAUCGCGCUGGCAUCCGGCAGCGAGAUUGCCAUGGAGGCGGCCGACGUGGUGCUCAUGCGGCCUCAAAGCCUGCUCGACGUGCCGGCCAGCCUGCAUUUGGCACGCCGCAUCUUCCGGCAGAUCCGCUUCAACUUCGUCUGGGCGACGUGCUACAACAUCAUCGGCAUCCCGCUCGCCAUGGGCCUCUUCCUGCCGUGGGGCUACCACCUGCAUCCGAUGACGGCCGGCGCAGCCAUGGCGUGCAGCUCCGUCUCCGUCGUGCUCAGCUCCCUCACGCUGCGCUGGUGGCGCCGCCCGGCGGCACUGCAGGAUCAGAGCGCAGCGUAUGCCGACGGCUCAAAGCCGACCGAGUCGGCCGUUGCUCGCCUCGAGGGCGCCCUCGAGUGGCUCUCGGCGUCUGCGGGAAGCGUGAGCGACGCAGCUCUGCGCCGCAUCAACGCUCUGCGCGGCCGUCGCGGCGAGUCGCGCGCCGACUAUCAGGCUCUGCCUGUCGAGAUGGCCUAGCCUCAUGCUCCAGCACUGCUCCUCCUCCCAUCUGCGCCUCAUCUCCACGUCACGCUGUCACUGUCUCCCCACAUUCGCCUGUAACUUAUCACACUCCGCAAGCA